AUGCCCGUAAUUCCCGGAAUGACGCAGAUGUUGUCCAGCAGCAGCGCGGCCGGCGCCGCGAUUGCCGGAGCCUCAUCCUCAUCAGCUGCAUCCGCAACAGCAGCCACAGCAGCAGGAGGGGGAGGAGCUCGCGCCGCGCCGCACCUCCCGCCGCCGCCGCCGCCUCCGCCCGCGGCGCACACGCUGGCGCCGUUUCUGAGCAAGACGUACGAGCUGGUGGACGACGCGGCGACGGACGGCGUGGUGGCGUGGACGGGCAGCGGCGUGAGCUUCGUGGUGUGGCAGCCCGCGGAGUUCGCGCGGGAUCUUCUGCCGCUCUACUUCAAGCACAGCAACUUCUCCAGCUUCGUGCGCCAACUCAACACCUACGUGCGUGGUGGGCACCGUUACCCCCAUCCCUCCAACGGAGUGAGUCCCCUCAUUGGGCUGGAUGCAAUCAAGGCGGCGAGCAGUCACUCUGUGGUGGGGAACACAAGUGCUGCUGCUGUGUCUGCGUUGACUGGGUUGACUGGUUUGACUGGAGUGGCUGGAGUGGCUGGGGUGACUGGGUUGGCUGCUGCCGUGCCUGGUGGAUUUGCUGCUACAGCUGAAAUGGCUGCUACAGCUGGCUUGGCUGCAAGCGGGAUGGCUGGGAUGGCUGCUACAGCUGCGAUGACUGGACUGACUGGGAUGACUGGAUUGACUGGAUUGACUGGAUUGACUGGAUUGACCGGUACUUUGACUGCUGGUGGAAUGGCCGCCACAGCUGGCAUGGCUGCUACAGCCGCUACAGCCGGAAGCAUAGCUCCGUACGUUGCGCCCAGUCGCAUGCUCGACGCGGUCGCGCGCGGAAUGGGGCUGGGAGCGCCGGGGGCGGCGGGGAGCAACGCGGUGGAGCUGGGCGCGUUCGGGUUGUCGGAAGAGCUUAGCCAACUGCGGGGAGGGUUGGACAGGGGCGCGCUGCUGCGCCACCAGCGUUCCGCCGCUGCUGCGUGCGCGGGAGCAGGAGCGGAGCCGGCGGGGCUGGGAGCGCCGGGGGCGGCGGGGAACACGGUUGAGCUAGGCGCGUUCGGGCUGUCGGAGGAGCUGAGCCAACUGCGGCGCGACCGCGGGGUGUUGAUGCGCGAGCUGCUGCGCUCGCGGCAGCAGGCGGCGGCGAGCGCGGAGAAGCUUGCGCUGCUGGAGGCGAACAUGGCGGCGCAGGAGCAGCGCCAGGCGCACAUGACGGCGUUUCUCGCGCACGCGCUCAACAACCCCGCGUUCCUCGGGGGAAUCGCGCAGCUGCAGGGGCAGCACGCGCUGCUGCGCGCCAGCCGCGACAGCAGCAGCAGCGGAAGCGGGAGCGCGGGGAACGGCGGACUCGGCGGAAUCGGCGGAAUCGGGGGAAUCGGCGGGAAUAACGGGAUCGGGGGGAUCGGGGGAAGCGGCGGAAACGGGGCAGGCGCGGGGAAGGGGAGUCCGAAGAGGAGCAGUAUCAGCCCGAGCGGGAGCAGCAGCAGCGGGCGGGGGAGUAGGAGUGGGAGCAGGAGCGGGCUUGAUGUGAGUGUGAAUGGCAGUUCCAGUCACGGGGGGUCUUGUAUUGGUGCAGGGGGUGGAGGAGGGAGUCCAGAGUGGUUGAAAGCGGUUACCGCUGGGAUGGGCGCGGCUGGUCUCGGUGCCCCUGGCUUUGCUGCUGCUGCUGCCGCCGCUGCCGCGGCUGCUGCCGCUUCUACUGCGGUUGGGAUGGAUGUGGAUGGGUGCACGGACCUGGGCAACACUCACAAGCGUGGGUUUGACAGUGACAACACGGGAUUCCCCCAAAACGGUAUGGGAGGCGCUGCAGGCAUGGCAAUGGGCAUGAAUGCUCGCAAGGGGAUUCGAGCCAUGGAGGAUAAGGGAGGGAUGGGAGAGGGGGAAGAAUUGGGGGCAUUGAAAGGAAUCGGGGGAAUGGGGGACAGUGUGGGUGCACGUGGUGCGAGAGUGAACCUGUUUUCCCCGCAUGGCAGCAAGGAGCAGGUAGCAGCAGGAGGAGCAGGAGGAGGAGCAGGAGGAGGAGCAGCAGGGGGAGCAGGGGGGGGGGUGUAUUUCGUGAGUGGGGCGGGCAACAUGGGCAUGCACUCACAAAUCUUUUUCAAGCGCCACAAGAACAGCAGUGGCACUAGUGCCGGUGCCAGCACUGGUGUUGCUGGUGCUGCCGGUGGUGGUGGGGAGGAGGGGACUGCGUUUGGCAGUGGAAGCAGCAGCAUGGGUGCUGCUUCUGCAUUUGACCAUGGUACUGCCAACAGCAACAACCUGAGCACUCAGCAGCAGCAGGCACAGCAGCAGCAAGAACAGGGCAACCCGACUCACAAUCCCGAGGCCGCUUAUAACGAGUACGGGCUCAGCGAGCCGCUGGCCAACCCGUUCGGCCGCCCGCCGCCGCCCGGGUUCACAAUGGAGCGGUUUGACGUGCUGGGCGGGCAGCUUGUGUCGUAUCUGACCCCCAUGGGCGCUGCUGCUGCCAGUGCUUCCGUGGCUGCCGCUUCAGGCCCUCUUGGGAGUUCCCUUGGGGGUCCUCUUGGGGAAACCCUUGGGGGAUCCCUCACACGGGGGCUUGCAGGGCAGCUUGGGGGGCCCCUUACAAGGCAGCUUACAGGCUCCUCCCUUGGUGGGCCAAGUGCGGAGCAGCUUGCAGGGGCUUUUGCAGGGGCGUUUGGAGGGGCGGCUGGAGCAGAAGGGGUGUACGAUAGCGUGUUUGGGGAGGCUCUCGGUGGGAUUCGGAACUUGGAUGGCAAUGGUGCGGGCCUGAGCGCUGGUGGUAUUUGGGGGGGAUUUGAGGGGGACCAGAGAAUGGGUGGAGCAGAGAAGAUGUAUGAGCGGAUGUUUGGGGGCGGUGCUACUGCUGCUGGUGCUUCACUGGCAGCAUCAAAUGCAGCAGUUGCUUCAGCAGCAGCAGCAGCAGCAGCAGCAGCAGCAGUGGGGACAGGCAUGGGGGCAACAGCAGCGCUGGCAGGAGGUCUCCUUGGGGGGACCGCUGCCAUUGGUUUGACAGGAGGAAGUUCGGCAGGAGGAGGUUUGGGAGGAGCAGCGUCAGGCUUGGCAAGUGGCUUAUCUGGGGCACGAAGCCUAGGUGGGUCUGCAUCUCUGUCCCUGCUAUCCCCUCCUGGGUUGCCACCGCUCGUGCCACCCGUGCUGCCAUCAACAGCAGCAGCAGCAGCAGCAGCAGGAGCAGCAGCAGCAGCAGCAUCAGGAUCUGUGCCCGCUGCUGCUGCUCUGUCUGCUGCUGCAGCUGCGUUUUCCUCCCCUUUAAUGGGUACAGGACCCGCACUCACUACCGCUGCUUCUGCCGCUGCUUCUGCUGCUUUUGAGGCGCCUGUAAUGGGAACGUCAGGAGCAGCAUUCACUGCAACGGCUGCUGCAGCAGCACUGGCGUCAGCUGGUGUUCCCACCUGCCACAUUCCCCUCCCCCUGCCCCCUGUGCCUCCGUCUCUGCACCUUUCAUCUGCUUCCCUUCUCUCCUCCUCUCUCCUCUCCUCCUCCCACCUCUCCUCCUCUCUCCUCGCCUCCUCCCACCUCGCCUCCUCCCACCUCGCCUCCUCCCACCUCGCCUCCUCCCACCUCGCCUCCUCCCACCUCGCCUCCUCCCACCUCGCCUCCUCCCACCUCGCCUCCUCCCACCUCGCCUCCUCCCACCUCGCCUCCUCCCACCUCGCCUCCUCCCACCUCGCCUCCUCCCACCUCGCCUCCUCCCAACUCGCCUCCUCCCACCUCGCCUCCUCCCACCUCACCUCCUCCCACCUCGCCUCCUCCCACCUCGCCUCCUCCCACCUCGCCUCCUCCCACCUCUCCUCCUCCCACCUCGCCUCCUCCCACCUCUCCGCCUCCUUCCUCUCCUCUGCGGCUCUCUCUCUCUCUCCAGCAGAGCUCUUCGCUGCCGAAGCAACUCACUGCACUGCCACUGCCAUGCCUCCUCCCACUAUCCCCGCUCGCUCUUUCCCCAGUCGCCCGCCUGCAGUGAAUCCCAUCCAGCACCCUGUUGUUCUAGCUCCCUUUACCUCCACCCUUGCCCCUCCCCACCCGUGCCCUCGUAGUCCUCCCCCUCUUGCUGGGGCUCUGCCGGUUGGCAUGACUUCCGCUCUACCUCCCACUCUUGCUCCCGCCCUUGCUGCUUCAACCCUCGCUGCUUCAACCCUCGCUGCUUCAACCCUUACUGCUUCAACCCUCGCUGCUUCAACCCUCGCUGCUUCAACCCUCGCUGCUUCAAAUCUCGCUGCUUCGAGUCUUGCUGCCUCGACCCUCGCCCCUGUGCUACCUGCAACACCCAUCUCUCUGGACUCACUCGCUACAACCACGUCAACUUCAGCCGCUGCAGCUGCUACAGCUGCUACAGCCAACUCGUUUGAUGACGUGGCUCUAGCAGGUAGAGCCGCUACAGCUGCCGCCCUGGCUGCUACAGCUGGGAGCGUGGGGAUGGGUGCUACAGCUGCGAGCAUGGGGAUGAGUCAGAAUGCGUCUGCGGUGUUCAGAGGAGAGGGGGAGGCUGAUGAUGAGGCGUUCUGGCAGCAGCUGCUGAGUGAAGGGGGGCAGUGA
Molecule: messenger RNA, 4527 nt
Organism: Closterium sp. Naga37s-1
Lineage: Eukaryota; Viridiplantae; Streptophyta; Zygnematophyceae; Desmidiales; Closteriaceae
Source: the annotation of a GenBank genome assembly